Penaeus monodon (black tiger shrimp) is the source of this 671-nucleotide messenger RNA. RefSeq lists its product as uncharacterized. The transcript is spliced from 2 exons. Lineage: Eukaryota; Metazoa; Arthropoda; Malacostraca; Decapoda; Penaeidae. The record is from RefSeq and is a predicted model, not a curated record. The coding region runs from base 1 to 576 and encodes 191 amino acids.
AUGAAUAUGUUCCGAGGUGUCUCCGUGCUGGCUGUGGUGUGCAUGGUGUCCGCUGCGAAGUUGCCAGGAUACAGUGCCGGAGGUGACUCUGGCUUGGGCGUCGAUCUAGGAGGCUCAGGAGGCCACGGCAGUGUUUUUCAGGCCGUUUUCGUCGGCAGCGGAAACCUUCCUGCUAGUGCUAUUGUAGGCGCUGGAGCAGGCAUUGGCGGCGGCGCUGUUGGACAGGAGUACACUGGGCCAAGCACUGGUCCUGUUACUCCUGUUGAUACCGUUGAAGAAGAAUACACUGGCCCAGUUGCCGCCGUGUCUCCUGUUGUCACUGUAGAAGAGGAAUACACUGGGCCAAGCACUGGUCCUGUUGACUCUGUUUCACCUGUCAUUGCCGUUGAAGAGGAGUACACUGGGCCUAGUAUCGACGCUGGCCCCGUUGCUGCCGUCUCUCCCGUAGUAACCGUUGACGAAGAAUACAAUGCUCCCGUUGCCCCCGUUCCAACCGUUGAUGAGGAGUACACUGGGCCCAACGAAGUCGCCCACGUCAGCCCCCCUGCUGACGAAUACAGCUCACCAAACCACUAAAGCAUUAUGCUGCUGGAACAAGUGUAACAUUGUUCCAUUGGGAGCUUUUAUUUAUGUCAAUUCCCAGGUGAAGUCCUCUAAAGGACUAAUAUUCA